Camellia sinensis is the source of this 2443-nucleotide messenger RNA. Its product is annotated as long-chain-alcohol oxidase FAO1. The record is from RefSeq and is a predicted model, not a curated record. NCBI's taxonomy places the organism in Eukaryota, Viridiplantae, Streptophyta, Magnoliopsida, Ericales, Theaceae. Gene Ontology annotation, molecular function: flavin adenine dinucleotide binding; long-chain-alcohol oxidase activity.
UAUAAAUAAAUAUAUGAGAGAGAGAGAGAGAGAGAGGGCAGAAUGGGGAGAAAGUGUCAUCCUUUAUUGAGGGGAGGAAGGAGAGAAACUAAAUACAGUCAUGGCUUCUCUGCAGCUCAGAUGGAGUCUCUUGCUUGUGUCUGUGAAGCUAUCUUACCUCCCCUACCUUUCAAUUCUCUUGAUGUCGCUCAAAAUCAAGCCCAAACCAACAAGAAGUCCAUUCAAUUUUUUCACAAGGCUUCUGGCUCUCACAAUCCAGUACCUGAUGAGAUUGCAGAGAUGAUAGUGAAAAGGACAUUCUUUGAAGCUGUGAUAUUGCUGAAACUAGUUCUAGCAGUUCUAUCAACAAGGCUGGGGACAUUGUUGCUCUGUGGUUCUCUUUGUCUUUGUGGUGAUAAAUGGCCAUACAUUAAAAAAUUCUCAGAUAUCUCUCUUGAGAAGAGAGAGAAAGUGAUUCAGAAAUGGCUAAGGCAUAGGUUUUUUACUCCCAUCAGACUUGCGUUUGUGUUCAUCAAAUUCUUAUGCCUCUUUGUCUUCUUCUCCCAGGUUGAUGAAAAUUUUGACAAUCCAGCAUGGGAAGCAAUGGGGUAUCAACCAGACACAACUGAAAACUUGUCCAAUGACCAAAAGGAGGAGAGACCUCUUCAAAAACGACUUGUAGAAACCAUACAUGAGACUAAUGACUCAACCCUACUCCAUUCCCUCACUCAAAAAGGCCUUAAAGUCACAAAAGACCCCAAACAAGACCUAUACAAAAUCAAAUGUGAUGUCGUAAUAGUCGGCUCCGGCUGUGGCGGCGGUGUCGCGGCUGCAGUUCUGGCAAGUUCCGGCCGGAAAGUAGUCGUUCUCGAAAAAGGAAACUACUUUACAAAAUCAGAUUAUUCAUCACUAGAAGGACCAUCCAUGAGUCAACUAUAUGAACAAGGAGGGAUUUUCGCUAGUCUUGAUGGGAAAAUGAUGAUCUUGGCAGGAUCAACGGUUGGUGGUGGCUCGGCCGUGAACUGGUCAGCAUCGAUCAGAACCCCGAAUUUCGUGCUCCAAGAAUGGGCCAAGGACUGUAAACUUUCACUGUUUUCAAGCCCUGAGUACCUCUCUGCCCUGGAUGUAGUGUGUCAAAGAAUUGGUGUUACAGAGAAAUGUGUGCAAGAGGGGUUCAAGAACCAAGUGCUCCGUAAAGGGUGCGAAAAGCUGGGUCUUGAUGUCGAGCCAGUGCCGCGAAAUUCCACGGAAGAUCAUUACUGUGGUUCUUGCUGUUUUGGGUGCAAAACAGGAAACAAAAAAGGGACUGAUUCAACUUGGCUUGUUGAUGCUGUGGAUCAUGGCGCAGUGAUCAUAACCGGAUGCAAAGCCGAGCAACUAGUACUUGAGAAAAGCAAUGCUGGAGGGGGGAUAAAAAGAAGAAACAAAUGCUUGGGAGUGAUAGCAAAAAGUCAAAACACAAACAUAGCAAAGAGGCUGCAAAUCGAAGCCGAAGUAACAAUCUCAGCUUGUGGCUCCCUCUUGACACCUCCCCUAAUGCUCGCCAGCGGGCUAAAAAACCGUCACAUUGGGCGCAACCUCCACCUCCAUCCGGUCCUAAUGGCGUGGGGGUACUUUCCUCCAAACUCUGAUUCAGAGCCCAAAGGGAAAAGUUACACCGGUGGGAUAAUCACCUCGGUACAUAAAGUGAUGUCCGAGGAGGACUUCAAUGUCGUAGCCCUGAUUGAAACUCCGACAUUGGGCCCUGGACAAUUCGCCGCAAUAUGUCCUUGGGAGUCAAGACUCGACAUCAAGAACCGGUUGCUCGGGUAUGCGAGGACGGCUCAUUUGUUUUCGAUGAUCAGGGACCAGGGCUCGGGGGAGAUUAGGCAGGAAGGGAGGGUGAGUUAUGAGUUGAGUGAGCUGGACCGGGAAAACAUGAAGGCUGGGUUGAGGCGGGCAUUGAGGAUUUUGGUGGCAGCGGGGGCGGUGGAGGUGGGGACACACCAGAGUGAUGGGCAGAGAUUGAAAUGUGAAGGGGUUAGCGAGGAGGAAUUGGGAGAGUUUUUGGAUAGUGUUUGGGCAGCUGGAGGACCAAAGGCAAUGGUUGAGAAUUGGAACACUUAUUGCUCAGCUCAUCAAAUGGGGAGUUGUAGGAUGGGAGUGAGUGAGAGAGAAGGGGCUGUUGAUGAGAAUGGGGAGAGCUGGGAAGCACAAGGACUGUUUGUUUGUGAUGCUAGUGUUUUGCCUACUGCUGUUGGUGUCAACCCCAUGAUCACCAUCCAAGCAACUGCUUAUUGCAUCUCAAAAAAGAUAGUAGAGUCUUUGGAAAAUAGGGAAGUUCUCUAGAUGUGUUUUCGUUUUCUUCAUUUUCAUAUUUGGUGUUUUAGGAGACAAAAGCAAUAAAUGAUUCAGUAAAAAAAUUCAUUGUCUGUAUCAGUUUCAUUUUUGUGGAAGUAAUAGUUUACAAAUUUUGGAAGUGUAA